AUGAGAAACUCAUCGUUCGAAUCUGAUCCCGAUGCCUAGAUAUCAGAUCACAAUCAUGAAAACUUAGAUAAUGACUUAGCUGAAUAGGACUACUCACCCAAUGAAAACAAAUAAUCUUUCGCCCUCUUAAACAGAUAGAAGACUAUUGAGUAGAUAAAAAGUGAUUUAUUUGACUAAGACAAGCACUUAAAUCUAUUGUGCAAAGAUUUAGAUAAAAUCAAAUAGAAGAAAAGGGGUAAAAAGGAUGAGUUGAUGACUUAUCUUUUCAUGAAGUACUCUGAGUUAAUGCGAAUGCAGAGGUAGAUGAAUUUUAACAGUAUUGGAUAGAUCAACUUAUUUGAUUAUGGAUAGAAACAAUUCUAUGCUAUGAAGAAGUAGAUCAAUUCUGAUUUGGAAAACAAAAAGAAGAUCACAUAGACUUUGAUUGAAUAGAGUGGUAAAAAGGUGGUUAAAAAGUCUUUUGAUCACCAUGAAAUACAAGUUAAGUAAUUAAAUCUGAAUCAAGUAGAAAUUGAAAAACAGGAAAAUAUUUAACUAGAUAGUUAGAAAUCCAUUAAAAAAUCUAAAAGUAAAGAACUAUUAAGCAGUCCAGGUGAGAUAGAGUUCACUAGUCAAGAAUAGAAGUAAAAGUCUCAAAGCUUUAAACAAUCUAAAUCAAAGACUCAAGAAAAUUUAUCAGUAAAUUAGAUUGAAGAAUCUAUUUUGGAGAAAUAAGAAAGUCAAUAGGAUAAAUAGAUUGAGAGAACUGAGGUAAAUGUAUUUAACAGAACUGCCGGGAAUUUCCCUACAAUAAAUCUGCCUGAAGAAUCAAAUCCUAAUACUAUAGUGAAGUAGUCAAUCUAAAAGUAGAAAACCUUUGAAAUGAAAAUAGGUAUCACAGAGCCAACAUUGACAAGUCAAAAUACCUUAUCCCCAGAGAAAAGAUUAGAUUUAGUUGCAUUUGAUGAAGAUACUUCACAAACUAGUUUCACAAGAUAAAUUAGAUCUUAUGAAGAGGCAGUAGAACUAAACAGAAGAAAAUUAGCUUUGAGAUUCAAGAGAAGUUUCAACGGAGAACCAGCUUAGUCACAUCUAAAUGUAUCUUCAUAAUAGAAAUUCGAUAGAAAAUUGACACUCCAUUCAAACUAGGCUUCAGCCAGUUUGUUAGUUGGAUAAUAACUUGAUCCUUAUUGGAUUGAAAAAUCUAAUUAACUACUUAAGGAAAAGUAAUAACUGCUUAAAAUAAACAUGAAGAAUAUGCAUGAGCUAGACAGACUAUAAAGUGAAAAUUAUAGACUUAAAAAACAGAUAAGGCUUAUUAAUGAAGAACAAUCUUAGAUUUAGAAUGAAAGCAUUAUCAAUAAUAAUUAAUAAAAUCCUAAUUUCAAUCAGUUGCUCGACGAUCUAUUGAUGGAUGUUGACAAGAAUAAUGUUAGUAGUAUGUUUGAUAGUGAAAGUCUGGUGCAUAUGAUGGAAAGUGGUACAAUGAGAGUUAGAAGUGCAACAGUCGAUUAGGAAAUAUCUGCUUCUGGAUUUGAAUAUUUGUAAAGAAGGCCUACUAGUACAGUCUUCACUAGAAUAGAGAAUUUCGAUGAUGAAAAAAUUGAAGAUGAGAAUAUACUCGAGGAAUAAGUAUCUGAUAAAGAGAAUGAAGAGUAACCUUAAUGA
Stylonychia lemnae is the source of this 1647-nucleotide messenger RNA. Lineage: Eukaryota; Ciliophora; Spirotrichea; Sporadotrichida; Oxytrichidae. The record is from the annotation of a GenBank genome assembly.